AUGCCCGAUUAUUCAAAGUCAAAGUCUAUCGAAUCCAUAACGGAUGGUUGGAACUAUAGCAUUCAGAUGAACCGUUGGUUUUUGAAGCCGAUCGGCGUAUGGCCGUUGACUCUCUGCGAGACCACGGUGGAAAAAAUUGGUUGCAUGAUUCUGACGGUGAUCAGUUGUUUAUUGAUAUGUUUCCUGCUCAUCCCAUGCACUCUCUGCACUAUCCUAGUAGAUACUGAUCUCGACACCAAGAUCAGAAUGAUCGGUCCGGUCAGUUUUUUGCUAAUGGCCGCGGUGAAGCAAUACAUCCUCAUUAUCCGCAGCGAGAACAUCGACGAAUGCAUUCGGCACAUUCGCGUGGAUUGGAGCCGUGUCGCGUUGAAUCAUGAGAAAGAUCGAGAAAUAAUGGUGAACAAUGCUAAGUUCGGCAGGUGGCUAUCCUCCAUCAGCGCGAUCUUCAUGUAUUCCGCAGGUAUAUUCUUCACCACGGUGAUGCCGAUUUGCGCAAGAAGAACAGAGAUCAUUGACAAUGAGACAGUGAGGUCGCUCUCCUUUCCAAUUUAUCGUGGUCUCUUCGAUCCACGCACCACGCCAUCCUUCGAAAUCGCGCAAUUCACGCAAGCUUUAGCUGGUUACGUCAUUUAUACGAUCACUAUCAGCGUGUGCAGUCUGACAGCAGUACUUGUCAUGCAUGCCUGCGGUCAAUUUCGGAUACUCAUGCUAAAGAUGGAGGACCUCGCGGACGGAAAAGAAAGGAAGAGUGCGAAUAGUACGCACGAGGGAAGACUCGGUGAUAUCGUGGAACAUCAUAUUAGGAUACUCAGUUUUAUCGCUCUCACAGAGAAACUUUUAAACGAAAUUUGUCUCGUGGAUGUAGUCGGAUGUACGCUCAACAUAUGUUUUCUAGGAUUUAAUAUGAUGACGUGUAUACAAAUCGGUAUGAAGUCUUAUAUGAUAAAUUGGUAUCGGAUACCGAAUAAGGGAGCACUCGGUUUGACAUUAAUAAUGACCAUGUCGAAUGCCACCAUCAAACUUACAGCUGGAAAAUUUAUGGAUUUAUCCUUAGCCAGUUUUUGUAGUAUUGUUAAAGCGUCCGUGGCUUACCUGAAUUUACUUCGCACUUACACGCGAUCACAUCAUUAUUUUCCCGCGCUUGCGUCGCCACGCAGACAUCAGGAUGGUAUCGUAUGCGUAUUUCAGUCGGCGUUGUACACUAUGGACGAUAGCAUGCGCGAUCGAUCCCAACUUCCAGACAGGAUACACAAUAUACAUUACGAGCACGACAUAUACUACGCCAUGCAGCUAUGCCGAUGGAUCCUGAAACCGAUCGGUAUCUGGCACAUGAUUUACAGUCGCUCGUCGCAAAGCGAGAAACUUCUUUCGUUAAUACUGAUCUUCGUGUGUUUCUUUGGUCUGUGCUUCGUGCUUGUACCCGCCGGUCCGUACACUCUAUUUCGUGAGAAGGACAUUAACAUUAAGGUCAAGCUUUUUGGACCGGUUGGAUUCUGUCUAACUUCCGCGAUCAAAUAUUGCUUCCUCGGAGCGCGUGCCUCGUCGAUCGGGAGAUGUGUCGAACACGUCGAGAGCGAUUGGCGGAUCGUGCGACAUUAUGACCAUCGUAGAAUGAUGCUGAGAAACGUGCUGGUGGGCCGCAGACUAACGACGCUGUGCGUGAUCUUUCUUUACACCGGCGGCAUGUCUUAUCAUACGAUCAUGCCAUUGUCUUCCAGAACGAAGACGAAUGGCAGCUUCACAAGUAGACCGCUAGUUUAUCCGGGAUAUGAUCUCUAUUUCGAUUCUCAAGCAAGUCCCGCUUACGAGAUCAUCUUUGGCAUGCACUGCCUGUCCGCUAUGAUACAAUAUAGCGCUACAACAGCAGCGUGCAGCCUGGCUGCAAGCUUUGCGACGCACGCGUGCGGACAGGUGCAGAUAUUGAUGACACUUUUGGAUGAUCUAGUCGAUGGGAAAAGGACUAAAGGUACCAAUGUGGAGAAACGUCUAAGAUUGAUAACGAAGCAUCACGUGCGUGUGCUGAGAUUUACGGCUGAUGUGGAGAAAAUAUUACGUGAAAUAUGCUUACUGGAACUGGUUGCUGCAACCUUGAUUAUAUGUUUGCUCGAGUAUUAUUGCAUGACGGAAUGGGCGAAUAGCGAUGCCGUGGCCAUCCUGACAUAUUUUAUGUUACUGAUAUCUUUAACGUUCAACAUUCUAAUAUUUUGUUAUAUCGGUGAACUCCUCGUGGAAGAGUUUGGCAAAAUUGGUUCAGCCGCGUAUGAAGUUAAUUGGUAUGAUCUACCCGGCCAUAAGGCUGUAGAUCUUGUAAUGAUAAUUACAAUGUCUUAUUACCCACCCAAGCUUACAGCUGGCAAGUUCUGUGAUUUAUCUCUCAAUACUUUCAGCACCGUGAGUGUCAUAAGCACUUAA
Molecule: messenger RNA, 2412 nt
Organism: Trachymyrmex cornetzi
Lineage: Eukaryota; Metazoa; Arthropoda; Insecta; Hymenoptera; Formicidae
Exons: 9
Coding region: 1-2412 (803 amino acids)
Biological process (GO): detection of chemical stimulus involved in sensory perception of smell; sensory perception of smell
Cellular component (GO): plasma membrane
Molecular function (GO): olfactory receptor activity; odorant binding
Source: RefSeq, a predicted model, not a curated record